AUGGAAGGGCUGCCAGAAUCUGCUUUCGAGAAGUUGCAGAUCUUUGAAAAAAUGGGUCCUGAGCGCUGGGUGAAGCCUCACGCCCCUGUGGAGAAAUACUAUAAAUUGCUGGUCAGAGGAGAUCUAAAGAAGCUCAAAGCCCUGACGGAUGAGUACUAUGAAGACGUCAACAUGAUCUUUGAGAUCAGUAAAAACGAGCUGGAAUGGCAAGUCAAAAGCCACGCUGCGUUUGGAUUGUCAGGCUUGUGGUCUCUGGAAUACAAGCGGGAACUCACCAAUCCCCUCUGCAUCUCCGCCAGCCACGGACAUACGGCCUGUCUUCGUCACCUGCUAUUCUGGCGGGCCGACCCCAAUGCGGCCCCAGGAGGGCAGAGUGCGCUACAUGAAGCCUGCAAGGGGGGCCACACCGACUGCGUGGAGCUUCUGUUGGAACACAAAGCCAACCCCAAUUUUCUGAGCGACGACGGUCUAGCGCCUUUGCACCUGUGCACUGGACAGAACUCUUUUGGGUGUGCAAAGGCUUUGGUGACCUUUGGUGCCUUGGUCAACCAGCCCAGUGAAGACUCCCAGGAAACCCCGCUUCACAUCGCUGCUAAGCACGGACUUCCUGAGCACGCCCACCUGUAUCUGAGGAACGGCGCUACGGUGGAUCUGAAGAACAGUAUGGAAGAGACGGCCCUUAGCGUCGCUUGCGGAGAGGCCAAGGGAAAGGAGUGCCAAGAGAGCUACUUGCGAGUGUGUCAACUACUGCUUACAGAUGGAGCAGAAGUGAAUUCUGUGGACGGAGACAUGAAGAGCCCGCUUCACAAGGCCUGCAAAAACGCUCAUCACCGCUUGGUCCUGCUGCUGCUGCAACGGCAAGCAGAUGUGAGUGCCCUGGACUAUAACGGGGCGUCCCCGCUGUCCUGCGUCCUCCAGACGGCAGCUUUCAAACAAGAGCUGAGGCCGCAUCGCACAGUGCAGACUUUGCUGAACCACGGCUCUCUAAAAAUAUGGCCGACUGCCUUUGUCAAGGUGCUGAAAUCUUGUGCCUCCGUACCAGAGAUUAUUGAAAUCCUUUGUAAUUCCUACCCUCAUCUGCCCAUUACUGAGAAGUGGAUGGAAGCUAUUCCGAAGGAAGACUUUGAGAGACAUCUGCCUUUCUAUGAGUCCCUGUUCAAUCAGAUGUACACAGUCCGGACUCUGCAGCAUUUCUGUCGCUGCACCGUCAGAACAAGGCUCGGCAGGAGGUGCCAUUGUCUCAUCCCCUUGCUCCCUGUACCCAAAUCCCUACAAAGCUACCUUCUGUUGGAACCGGAGGGAGUCCUACUCUGAAACUCCCGCAACAAUCCACCAAACUCCAACACUGGAGUCCUUUUGCUGACACGUCCCCGUUGAUGUACAACAGACUCCGCUGCUUGUCUAUACAAGAUUUCCUGUUUCUGCUAUAAAUAAAUGCUUUUGGGGAUCUGCAUUAAUACUACUGUACGGUUUUAUGGAGAGCUGAAGCUUUUCUGAUUAUGGGAUGGCUUUUCUGGUUAGAUUUAACUUUGCAGCUGUGCUUGUUUGUUGUUUAUUGCUUCAUAGAUUUUCUCUUUAGUGAUCUAUUAGUACAAUAUAAACAGCACAGCGCAUGAAUAGUAAAGGGUUAGGAGCGUUUCAGAAUAAAGCAUUUGCUGUUGAUACGUUG
Messenger RNA from Eublepharis macularius, 1669 nucleotides. RefSeq names its product ankyrin repeat and SOCS box containing 18 (gene ASB18). The coding region runs from base 1 to 1314 and encodes 437 amino acids. Gene Ontology annotation, molecular function: protein binding. The transcript has 5 exons. Gene Ontology annotation, biological process: intracellular signal transduction. NCBI's taxonomy places the organism in Eukaryota, Metazoa, Chordata, Lepidosauria, Squamata, Eublepharidae. The record is from RefSeq and is a predicted model, not a curated record.